GACAGUUUAUACCUCAUCGCAAAAUAAUAAUAGCACACACCACAGAAAACCAGACUAGACAGCCGGCCGUAUCGUGCACGUUGUGGAUAUGGUGGUGCUAGCCAACAUGUGAUGUCGCAGACGAGUUGCCGUUUUUGCCCGAGAAUUCCCUCAUUUGCCACGACUUCCACGUAGUUUUGAUGGCUUUCCACGUGCGUCCCGGACACCAGAGGUGAUCGAGAUUGUUGGGGUGAUAUUUGCCGUCUUCUUCCAGCGUUUUCCGGACGCGGACGAAGGAACAACACUGGGGAUUUGGGGGGAGUGUUGUCGGUGCAGGAUGCCAUUUGGGUUCAAGAAGCGGAAACCGACCAGUGACAUGACGCAAGAAAACCAUUCUCCGAGUCACCAGAAUGACGAGAUGGAUACCAGUGAAGCCAGCAUCGACACAUCAACAUCACCAACUGAAGCUGGUCAGAAGCUUUCCUACACACAGCCAGCGUUCUGGUGCUCCAUAGCCUACUACGAGAAGAACCUCCGCGUUGGGGAGAUGUUCCACGCCUCCCAACCCUCGCUGACCAUUGACGGGUUCACGGACCCUUCUAGCUCGGAGAGGUUCUGUCUCGGUCUCCUGUCAAACAUCAAACGGGACCACUCCAUUGAAAUGACGCGGAGACACAUAGGCAAAGGAGUGCGGCUGUACUACAUAGGAGGCGAGGUUUUCGCAGAGUGCCUGAGCGACAGCAGUAUCUUUGUACAGAGUCCGAUCUGCAACGUCCGCUACGGCUGGCAUCCUGCUACCGUUUGUAAAAUCCCACCUGGCUGCAACCUGAAGAUUUUCGACAACAGAGAAUUUGCGGCCCAGCUCUCUCAGUCCGUCAGCCAGGGCUUUGAGGCGGUCUACCAGCUAACCCACGUCUGCACCAUCCGCAUGAGCUUCGUUAAAGGCUGGGGGGUGGACUACCGGCGGCAGACGGUUACCAGCACCCCGUGUUGGAUCGAGGUGCAUCUCAACGGUCCCCUGCAGUGGCUAGACAGGGUCUUGCGGCAAAUGUCCUCGCCCAAUGAAAAGUGUUCCAGUAGCUCCUGAAAACAACGGUACUGCCGUUGGUAAGAGACUAUCACGUGUUUGAGUACUUUGCAGGUAUAGUGCUAAAAGUCUCGGUCGAGUCAGAUGGCAUGACUUAGUGCUGACAAGUGGAAUAAAUCCAUUGUCAUUGGCACUCAGUACCCGUUUCAGAUUAGCAUUCCAGAGUCUAAUUGUUCCAAAGAUUGGAAUCACAGACAUGACAAGUUUGACCGCUGCACUCACUUGGAGCGACUCCAAAAUCUACUUAACCAGGCAUGCAACUUUUCCUUGGAUCCACUGAUUUCCUCGUUUUUUACUUCUCAUGAAUGCCAGUUUUGUGUGGUUUGGAAUUUCCUGGGUUUUUUUCUUCAAAAUUCCCUGUUGCAAAGUUCAUCUGGCUGCAAUCACAAUCUAUUUGGUCGGCCGUUUACUUUUGGCUCGGCGCGACUGUGGAAUGCCAGUCUGUUGAAACUUUUUCCGUGUCUCAUGUAAAUGGUUUGAAAGGGGAGUCAUGAUGACAUGUCUCACUGGACCAGAGUCUCGCACUCUCGAUGAGGAAUUUUUUAAGUCAGCGGGUUAUCCAAAGAAAACCCACUCAUUUUUAUUUUCAUUAUAAAAAAAACCAGAAGAAAUGAUUGUGUCUACUGAGUUUUUUUUCUUCUUGACAUUAACUCUACCACGACUCCAAAAAUCCUCCAAUUUUCAUACGAUUUAUCACCCACCCAAGGGGGUUAGGAUUCAAUUAUUUCAUAGAUUUUGAAUUCACUUUGAAACAGUUAGGAGGGACUUUCCGCACAUGAUGUCGAAAGAUGGAAAGUUGUAGUAAAAUUGAAAUUAAUGCAUUAAAAUCUUCUGUCUGAAACAAAGUA
This is a messenger RNA of Patiria miniata (bat star), 1914 nucleotides long. Its product is annotated as mothers against decapentaplegic homolog 2-like. Gene Ontology annotation, biological process: regulation of transcription by RNA polymerase II; BMP signaling pathway; transforming growth factor beta receptor signaling pathway. Gene Ontology annotation, molecular function: RNA polymerase II cis-regulatory region sequence-specific DNA binding; I-SMAD binding; DNA-binding transcription factor activity, RNA polymerase II-specific. The record is from RefSeq and is a predicted model, not a curated record. Bases 317 to 1066 code for a protein of 249 amino acids. Lineage: Eukaryota; Metazoa; Echinodermata; Asteroidea; Valvatida; Asterinidae. The transcript is spliced from 5 exons. Gene Ontology annotation, cellular component: heteromeric SMAD protein complex.